AUGGCAGAACUCCUCCUGGGGGAGGCGAAGCUGGAGCAGCACCUGAAGGGGCACCCCCUGCGGCAGGGGGCCAGUCCCCGAGGCCCCAGGCCCCAGCUGACUGAGGUCCGCAAGCACCUGACGGCAGCCCUGGACCGGGGGAACCUCAAGUCAGAAUUCCUACAAGAAUCCAAUCUGAUCAUGGCCAAGUUGAAUUAUGUGGAAGGUGAUUUUAAGGAAGCUCUGAACAUCUAUGCCCGGGUGGGCCUCGAUGACUUGGCGCUGACCGCCGUCCCUCCAUACAGGCUGCGGAUGAUUGCCGAAGCCUACGCUACCAAAGGACUGUGUUUAGAGAAGCUGCCUAUUUCAUCUUCUACCAGUAAUCUCCAUGUGGACCGGGAGCAGGACGUCAUCACCUGUUACGAGAAAGCUGGGGACAUUGCACUCCUGUACCUCCAAGAGAUAGAAAGGGUAAUACUUACUAAUAUUCAGAACAGAAGCCCUAAGCCUGGCCCUGCUCCCCACGAUCAAGAACUAGGUUUUUUCCUAGAAACAGGACUUCAGAGAGCCCAUGUCCUCUAUUUCAAAAAUGGGAACUUGACAAGAGGAGUCGGGAGAUUUAGAGAGCUUCUCAGAGCAGUAGAAACAAGAACAACCCAAAACCUGCGAAUGACAAUAGCCAGGCAGUUGGCAGAGAUCUUGUUGCGAGGUAUGUGUGAGCAGAGCUACUGGAACCCCCUGGAAGACCCCCCCUGCCAGUCACCCCUGGAUGACCCACUCCGGAAAGGAGCAAACACCAAAACCUACACGCUGCCUCGAAGAGCCCGAGUCUACUCAGGAGAGAACAUUUUUUGUCCUCAAGAAAACACGGAAGAAGCCCUGUUGUUGCUGCUGAUUAGUGAAUCCAUGGCCAAUCGAGAUGCUGUGCUGAGCAGGAUACCGGAGCACAAGAGCGACCGCCUCAUCAGUCUGCAGAGUGCAUCCGUGGUCUAUGAUUUACUGACUAUUGCUCUUGGGAGAAGAGGCCAGUAUGAGAUGCUGUCUGAGUGCUUAGAAAGAGCCAUGAAGUUUGCCUUCGAGGAGUUCCACCUGUGGUACCAGUUUGCCCUGUCACUGAUGGCUGCUGGAAAAUCUGCCCGGGCUGUGAAGGUGCUGAAGGAAUGCAUCCGGCUGAAACCCGACGAUGCCACUAUCCCGCUCCUGGCUGCCAAGCUGUGCAUGGGCUCCCUUCACUGGCUGGAAGAGGCUGAGAAGUUUGCCAAAACCGUCGUGGAUGUGGGAGAAAAAACGUCAGAGUUCAAGGCCAAAGGCUACUUAGCCCUGGGGCUCACCUACAGUCUGCAGGCCACUGAUGCUUCCCUGCGAGGCAUGCAGGAGGUCCUGCAGAGGAAAGCGCUGCUUGCAUUUCAGAGGGCCCACAGCCUGUCUCCCACAGAUCACCAAGCAGCUUUCUACCUGGCUCUGCAGCUGGCCAUCUCCAGACAGAUACCUGAGGCUCUCGGGUACGUCCGCCAAGCUCUCCAGCUUCAAGGCGAUGAUGCCAACAGCCUGCACCUCCUUGCCCUCCUCCUGUCAGCACAAAAGCAUUACCACGACGCCCUCAACAUCAUCGACAUGGCCCUGAGCGAAUAUCCAGAAAAUUUUAUACUACUGUUUUCCAAAGUGAAGUUGGAGUCGCUCUGCCGGGGCCCGGAUGAGGCACUGCUCACCUGUAAGCACAUGUUACAAAUAUGGAAAUCCUGCUACAACCUGACCAACCCCAGUGACUCUGGACGUGGUAGCAGCCUCUUAGACAGAACCAUCGCUGACAGACGACAGCUUAAUACAAUCACUUUGCCAGACUUCAGCGAUCCUGAGACAGGCUCCAUCCAUGCCACGUCAGUAGCAGCCUCAAGAGUGGAGCAGGCACUGUCGGAAGUGGCCUCGUCUCUGCAGAGCAGCGCCCCUAAACAGGGCCCACUGCACCCCUGGAUGACCCUGGCACAGAUCUGGCUCCAUGCAGCUGAGGUCUACAUCGGCAUUGGAAAGCCCGCAGAAGCCACAGCCUGCACCCAAGAAGCUGCCAACCUCUUCCCCAUGUCCCACAACGUCCUGUACAUGCGGGGCCAGGUGGCUGAGCUCCGAGGAAACUUCGAUGAAGCCCGGCGGUGGUAUGAAGAAGCCUUAUCCAUCAGCCCCACCCACGUGAAGAGCAUGCAGCGACUGGCCCUGAUCCUUCACCAGCUAGGCCGCUACAGUCUGGCAGAAAAGAUCCUCCGGGACGCUGUCCAGGUGAACUCGACAGCCCACGAGGUAUGGAACGGGCUGGGUGAGGUCCUCCAAGCUCAGGGCAACGAUGCGGCGGCCACUGAGUGUUUCCUGACAGCCUUGGAGCUGGAGGCCAGCAGCCCUGCUGUGCCCUUCACCAUUAUCCCCCGUGUGCUCUGAGCCGGCCGCCUGCCUCACCCGCCCUGCAGACCACAGAGGCCCUGCGUGGGCCACCAGGGGACGAAUCUGCCACAUGGAGGCCCUGGACAGGUGUUCCGCUGACCACAGUGAACUCACCAAGCCACCCCCAAAUCAUCGCUCUCUCCUCGUGCAUUAAUUUCUCUCAUUGUUCUUUGCCAGCCCAAUGAUAGUUUCAAAUCUCCAAACGUUGUUCAAAAUGGAUCAUUAUGUGCCAUAUUUGUUUGGUUAGUUGACAUCUGAGUUUAAGUAAAAUGAUUAUGGAAUUAAUCAGUAAAUAUAGAAGAAUAUAUUCCAAGUUAAAAAAAAUUCAGUGGCAGAACAGAUUAUUUUUAUCAGAGCUGUAAAGAAAGCAACUGUCCUGUCCUCUGUCCCCUCCUGCCUCCCCUCCUCCUCCUUGGCCCAGAAACCAAAUGUGAAUCUUCUGUUCCCACCUCAGUACCAGUCCAUGCCAGGACACCAGCUGACAACUUCUUGGUUCUAUUGUCAAUAAUUGUACCAUGUGAUAAAUAACUGUUCUCUUUACUUAGAACAAAGCCUGAGUCCAAGAAUAUUUAUAUUUUACCAAUAUAUGCCUGUUACAAGAGAAGGAAAAUAUGAGUUAUUUAAGUUUAACUUUUUUAUGUGAAUUCAGAGUUUAUUUAUCGAUGGAAAUAUGUACAAAGAAGCUUCAAAUGGAAUAUUUACCGACAUUCCUUAUACACAACAGACACUUGGCUAAAUGGGAAGAUGAUGUUAAUAAAAAAAUAAUAAUUUUUAAAUGGA
Molecule: messenger RNA, 3189 nt
Organism: Dipodomys ordii (Ord's kangaroo rat)
Lineage: Eukaryota; Metazoa; Chordata; Mammalia; Rodentia; Heteromyidae
Gene: Ttc7b
Product: tetratricopeptide repeat domain 7B
Exons: 19
Coding region: 1-2406 (801 amino acids)
Biological process (GO): protein localization to plasma membrane; phosphatidylinositol phosphate biosynthetic process
Cellular component (GO): plasma membrane
Molecular function (GO): protein binding
Source: RefSeq, a predicted model, not a curated record